AUGUCAAGGAUGGCGACCACCACCAUACAGCUGGUGCUCAUCGUGUUUCAUUUGCUGGUGGCGGCGGCCUCGACUCAGCGCGUGGCGCUGCCGGGGUGCCGGGACAGGUGCGGCAACGUCACCGUCGUCUACCCCUUCGGCAUCGGCGCCGGCUGCUACCGCGACGCCGGCCAGCAGGGCUUCCAGCUCGAGUGCGACGUCUCCGGCCCCGGCAGCUCCCCGCCGCGCCUCACCGUGUUCGGUUACAAUCACCGCCUGGGGGCCCUCUCCCUCGCGUCCGGCGAGGCCCGCGCCUACCUCAACGCGACGAGGGAGUGCUACAACUCCACCGGCGGGCUCCUUGACCGGAAAGGCACGUUCAUGUCCCUCGGCACCAGCCCUACCUCUUCUCGUCCACCAAGAACCGCCUGGUCGCGCUCGGCUGCCCCAACCUCAGCUUCUUCGUCGACGCCGCCGGCUACUACGUCAGCGGCUGCAUGUCCGUGUGCCGGCCGUCCCGGUACGCCCUGCCGGGCCCGUGCACCGGCGUCAGGUGCUGCCAGAGCGCGAUACCGCCCGGGAUCAGCUUCUUCGAGCCGCACCAGCGCAACUUCCCGCCGCAGCACGACGACAACUCCGCCUUCAUCAGCAACGCCACGUUGUGCCACUACGUGUUCCUCGUGGAUGCGGACUGGUUCACCUACAGCGACCGUGUCUUCCUCAACCGCACCGACGACUUCGACUGGGCCAGACAUCGACGAGUGCCAACUGAAAGGCGAAUACCCGUGCUACGGGGUCUGCACAAACACGCAGGGAAGCUACAGUUGCCAGUGCCCUCCCGGGACAAGUGGAGAUGCCACCAGGAAGGAUGGCUGCCGGCCAAAGGACAAGUUCACCUUAGCUCUGAAGAUCUUUACAGGAGUCAGCGUGGGGGUGUUCUUGUCAGUGUUCAUGUGCUUCUGGCUCUACUUGGGGCUGCAGAAGAGAAAACUCAUCAAGGCAAAGCAGAGCUUCUUCGAGCACAUAGGAGGCGUCAUCCUGCAGCCGUAG
This is a messenger RNA of Triticum turgidum subsp. durum (durum wheat), 1029 nucleotides long. NCBI's taxonomy places the organism in Eukaryota, Viridiplantae, Streptophyta, Magnoliopsida, Poales, Poaceae. The record is from the annotation of a GenBank genome assembly.